CGAUGAUCCAGCGUUGUCUUCUAACGGGGAAGCUAUCACUCUUUGGUGGGCGUAUCGGUGCUCACAAAUGAAUUUUCUAUCAAACUGAAGCUGUGAAGCCGAUCAGGGACCUUUAAUCGAUCUCAGGGACAAUGUUUCGUUGGACAUACGUAGGUGUCAACACAAGUAUUGAAGGUGCAGGUGGUCAGGGUUGCGUUGACUAUAUUCCAACUGCAAGGAGAUUCCUGGAGUCUGUAUUUGUUUGCAUCAUGUUUUCUUACACUGCAUACUGGUCAUACCUAAAACUAAAAGUUGAGAUUCCACGACAACAGAGUGAACCCGUAAAGCUGAGACAGGCAAUUCUUGUGGUGCACUCUUUUGUAUUUGGAAUAGAAUUUGGAUUUAAGUUGGCAACUAGCACACUUAUAUGGAUAUUGAACCCAUGCCAUAUCAUAACAGUAUUGCAGGUAGGAUUUGGAGAUGUUUUCAACGUAGGAAUUUUUUCUGUGUUUAUGAGGUAG
Heterobilharzia americana is the source of this 500-nucleotide messenger RNA. The record is from the annotation of a GenBank genome assembly. Lineage: Eukaryota; Metazoa; Platyhelminthes; Trematoda; Strigeidida; Schistosomatidae.